This is a messenger RNA of Chroicocephalus ridibundus (black-headed gull), 721 nucleotides long. RefSeq names its product C-C motif chemokine 3-like. Gene Ontology annotation, cellular component: extracellular region. The record is from RefSeq and is a predicted model, not a curated record. Gene Ontology annotation, molecular function: chemokine activity. Gene Ontology annotation, biological process: immune response. NCBI's taxonomy places the organism in Eukaryota, Metazoa, Chordata, Aves, Charadriiformes, Laridae. Bases 74 to 463 code for a protein of 129 amino acids. The transcript is spliced from 3 exons.
CCUCAGCGGGACGUGCCCCCAAAAUAAACAACGUCAGAAAUCCCCUUGUCCCUGGGAAGGGGCUUCUCAGAACAUGUCCGAUCUUCUUGGGAAGGGGUGGCAUGCAGAGGAUAAAUUAUGGUGCGGUGAGAGCCAAAGCCACAGACACCGGGGAGGGCAGCAGGAAGCAGGACGGAGGAAGAGCCCUCACACAGCCACCAUGCUCGCUGCAAGGACGGUCCUGCUGCUAGCCGUGCUCCUCACCUCCUCCCUGCACCGUGCCGCAGCCCACUUCACCCCCACCGAAUGCUGCUUCAAGUACGCGCAGAAACCCAUCCGCCACGUGCAGAGUUUCUACGAGACGCCCCGCGACUGCUCCUUGCCCGCCGUCGUGAUUGUGGCCGCCCGCGGUGACGAGGUCUGCGCCGACCCCAAGAAGCCUUGGGUGAAGAGAGCCAUGAAAAAGCUUCAAAGGAAAAAAUGAAAUCCUCCUUCUGCUGUACACCAGCCAUCCAACUCGUCCAUCCGGUCCCCCCCGUCUCUGGAGGGUGCAGGCGGCGCUCGCGGCUCUUCUCCACGGGGUGCCGUAGCGAUGGCACCGUCACUACAGUUGGAGCCAGCCCGAGCCCCAGUGGGACCGGGUGUCGCGGCGGCAUGGACCAGCCGGCCACAAAGUCCCUCCUGUUGUCACCAUCCUGCCAGAAUGUGCCCAGUGGAGCAAAUAUUUAUAAUAAAGACUCAU